AGCAGAAGCACAAAAUGGACUCCUGCUGAAAACAAGGCCUUUGAGAAUGCUCUUGCACUACACGAUAAGGAUACGCCCGAUAGAUGGCAAAAAGUCGCGGAAAUGGUUCCAGGGAAGACUGUAUGGGAUGUUUUUAGGCAAUACAAGGUGUUGGAAGAUGAUGUUAGUAGUAUAGAGGCAGGGCUAAUUCCAAUUCCUGGAUAUAGCACGACGUCGCCUUUUACACUCGAAUGGGGGAGUGGCCGUGGAUUUGAUGGAUUCGACUAUGCUUAUGUUUCCGGGGGGAAGAGAUCCUCUUCAACUAGGCCUAAUGAACAAGAAAGGAAGAAGGGUGUUCCAUGGACAGAAGAGGAGCACAAGUUGUUUCUGAUGGGGCUUAAAAAGUACGGAAAAGGGGAUUGGAGAAAUAUCUCGCGCAAUUUCGUGAUUACUAGAACACCAACACAAGUUGCUAGCCAUGCUCAGAAGUACUUCAUUAGGCAACUCUCCGGAGGAAAAGAUAAGAGAAGAGCAAGCAUUCACGAUAUAACAACGGUUAAUCUCAAUGAGAAUCAAAACCUGUCAUCGGAGAACAAAAAUCCACCUUCGCCUGAGCAGUUUACCAUUCUUCCACAGCAGUUAAAUUCUGCAGCAAUGCAGAAACUUCCUUUCCACUGGAAUCAAUCACCCAAUGUUGCAGUCAUGCAUGGAUUUCAAGCAGGAGGAGGAGGCCUAGGAAAUAUGUUUUCUCCUUCCAACGGCUUGAAUUCUUAUGGCCAUAAAAUGCAGGCUCAACAUUUGCAAAGAGGUGGUAUGCAUGAAUCAUUAUUGGGAUCUCAAAACACGAUGUUUCAGAUUCAACCAGGGCAUUAUUUUCCUCAUGCAUAAUAUUGCAUUAGCCCCCUUGACUACACUUUGUUAGUUUGAAAUUCCUAGUUUGAAUUUACUAGCAUAGAUUGCUUGUGCUUUUCGAUCUUUUGUGAAUAGUUUGUUUGUCGAGCACGGACUGGAAACACUGUGAAUGCAAUGCCAAAUCACCCUGCAUUCGAGCUCGAAACAAGGUGUUACCAGUCGGUUGAAGUUGCGAAUGCCACAUUGAAAUUGAACGUGUUAAUGAAAUACUCGUAUAAUUGUUAUGGCUGGAAUUGUCUUUGGUACAUGUUUUUUCUCUCAUGAUUAGUUCA
This is a messenger RNA of Olea europaea var. sylvestris, 1163 nucleotides long. RefSeq names its product transcription factor DIVARICATA-like. Lineage: Eukaryota; Viridiplantae; Streptophyta; Magnoliopsida; Lamiales; Oleaceae. Bases 103 to 867 code for a protein of 254 amino acids. The transcript is spliced from 2 exons. Gene Ontology annotation, molecular function: DNA binding. The record is from RefSeq and is a predicted model, not a curated record.